AUGAAUUACGACUAUAAUAAUGAUGCCGAACGAAUUUACAAUGCUUGCAAAGGACUCGGCACUAGAGAGGAGGACAUAAUUCAGGUUAUUGGCAAGCGGAAAUUGGCUGAAAGACAUCAAAUUCGAUUGGCUUACUUUUCUAAGUACAACAAGGAUCUCUUGGAUGUACUGGACAGUGAAUUGAGUGGAGAUUUUGGAGAACUGGCACGCAAUCUCUUCCUUGGUCCAAUUCAAGUUUUGGCGUUUGAAUUGUACAAAAUUUUCAAGAAGACCGGCUCAGCUGGUGGCGAUGUUAAUGACAUUAUUUGCUGCCUCAGUCCAACUGAAAUCACAGCACUCAAAUCCGCCUAUCUUGAAGUCCUGCAAUACGAAGAUGUGAAAGACAAAACGCGUAGCCUGGAGAAGGACAUUGAAAAGGAGACUAAGGGCGGUCACCGUGACUUCUUGCUCAAAUUCAUCAGCACCCACCGGCCCGAGUAUUCCGCCGAGCAGAUCAAAUCCGCCGCUGCUACCGGACACUGGGAGGAUCUUAUCGACAUGCAACAGGUUGAACGCAGUGCAGCUGCCAUCCAUGCCGCUGGUGAAGGGAAAGCUGGUAAAGGGAAUGAAACUGAAGUGACGCGAAUCCUUUGCACCGCAAGCGUUCUGGAUAUACGCGCCAUCUAUGAUCACUUCAAAGAUGUGUACAAUGUUUCGUUAGUGGAUUUCAUUACAAAGGCCUUCAAGAAUCCACUUCGAGAUGCUUACAACAAUGUCAUCAUGUCAGCAGUGGAUCUCCGUCUCUUGUUGGUGGCUCAACUCUACAAUUCCAUGCAUGGCCUGGGAACCGAUGAGCGAACCUUGUCCAGAAUCAUCGCUAUCCGCUCUGAGAUUGACCUCCCAACUCUAAAGGUACUCUACCAACAGAAGAUCGGGCGUUCAUUGGCUGAGAUGGUAAAGAGCGACACAUCCAGCGACUACCGAUCGCUCCUAAUGACCCUUUUGGGAGAGAAGUAG
This is a messenger RNA of Echinococcus granulosus, 996 nucleotides long. RefSeq names its product Annexin A13. NCBI's taxonomy places the organism in Eukaryota, Metazoa, Platyhelminthes, Cestoda, Cyclophyllidea, Taeniidae. The transcript has 9 exons. Gene Ontology annotation, cellular component: cytoplasm. The record is from RefSeq and is a predicted model, not a curated record. Gene Ontology annotation, molecular function: calcium ion binding; calcium-dependent phospholipid binding. Bases 1 to 996 code for a protein of 331 amino acids.